AAGAAGCCAGACACUUACUAUAGACUCAAUCUGUAUCCUGAGGAAGAGGUGAUAAGGUGGCCAGGGAUACAAGCAGAGCCUUUCUACUAUUCCAUCCCUCUUUGACACUCUCAGUCUCUCGCCCCCUCCGUCUCAAAGGACUGCCCAUCUGUAUGCUAUUUUAUAGGAGGCUCCAGAGGAAAAACAAGUCUGCCGGCAGUGAAGGAAGUGCAUGCAUUUCAGAUUGGCGUAAGCAGCACCACAUCUGGAAACCAAAGACAGGGGAAAAGUCAAAACAACUGAAGCACCCAACCUGGGAGGAAACGAACAAAGAGGGGGUUACAAUAAUCAAGAGAUAGACAAGAAGCUUGGAUGAAAAAUAGGAAAUGGCUUUGAUUUGUUUAUCCUUACUGUGCUUCUUAGCCAUAUCAUUGAGACUCUUUUCUCCAGCAAUUGCCGCAGGGGAAAGGGGACAGCAAUCUACAGUAGUCAACGUUUGUGGAAAAGGAUAUUUUCUUUAUGAGCUGGAAACUUGUUUACCAUGCAGCUGUAAUGGUCACUCCAACAGCUGUCAAGAUGUAACAGGUAUCUGCAAUAAUUGUCAGAACAACACAGCUGGAGACUAUUGUGAAGAGUGUCUUGAUGGAUACGUUCGUGAUAAGGCUGAGGAGGGUCAGCUGAUCUGCAAGCCUUGCUCGUGUCCUUUUCCAAUCAGCUCCAACAACUUUGCAGUUUCAUGUGAAAAGAAAGGCAGUGCAGUUCGGUGUAUGUGUAAGGAAGGCUAUGCUGGGCCCAUCUGUGAAAGAUGUGCCCCUGGUUACUACGGCAACCCUUUAUUGAUUGGCGGCACCUGUAAGAAAUGUAACUGCAAUGGGAACUCUGAUCCUAACCUGAUCUUCAGUGAUUGUCACAAUACAACUGGCCACUGUCAGAACUGCUGGCACAAGACUACAGGAGUCAACUGUGAGCGCUGUGCUCCUGGUUACUAUGGGGAUGCCAUCAGCACCAAGAGCUGCAAAGAAUGCAGUUGUGAUAAGUGUGGCACAGACUCCUGUGAUGACAGGACCGGAAGGUGUUAUUGCAAGCCAGGAGUCACAGGCUCUUCCUGUGACCGCUGUGAGGUCGGUCACUAUGGAUUCAGCAGUUGCCGUGGAUGCAGGAGGUGCAUGUGCGGCGUGGCCUCUGUGAAUGAUAUCUGUAAUCCUGUGACGCAAGCCUGUGUUUGUCAGCCUGGUGCUGCUGGCAUGCGCUGUGAGCGCUGUAAGAAUGGCUACUGGAACUAUGGGCGUUCUGGCUGCCAAAAAUGUGAUUGUGGAGGAGGAUCAUGCAACAGUGAAACAGGGCACUGUCUUUCAGUUCCUGUUAUACCACCAGCUACCAAUGCCUGUGAUAUAACCUGUGAUAAAUGUAUCUGGGAUGUAAUUGAGGACCUGAUGUUUUCCAAUGAAUCUAUGAAAGAAAUCAAAGCAAGCAUGGUAAACAUUUCCAGUGGAGCUGCUGCCAACAGCCGCUUCAAUCACCUCAACAUCACAACCCAGCACCUCAAGAGCCAGUUAUCCAGGUGGAGGAACCAGUCUGAAUACAGAUUACUCCAAACAGACAAUGUUGAGGAUGUCGUUACAAAUCUACAGUCAGAUUUGAACUCUUUGGCUGAAAAGGAAAAUACAACAAUCUCUGAAGGACUUGAAGUGGAGAAGGAGACACAAGACACCCACCUCCGUGCAGAUCACCUUGAAAAACAGCUCAUUGCAGUGAGCAAGAGCAUUGAAGACAUUAUUGCCAAGCUGAUCUACUACAGUCUUCAACAUAAUCUGACCUCUGAAGAAAUCACCAGGAGGAAGGAGGAAGCAGAGGACAUAGUGAACACUAUGAGAAAACUGAAUUUGUCUCUGAAUGGACCCAUCGCUACUGAGGAAUCCAUGAAAGCAACUCAAAUUUUAAGGCGUGUCCUUCAGCUGGAGAAGAAGCUGAACAGCACCAUGGGUCUGGUUUCCCCGAUUCAGCACAAGCUCUCGGAGCUCAGCAGCAGGCUGUCUGACACCAGGGAGCUCCUUGAGGGGGCAGUGAGAACCGUUCAGCAGGCUGAGGAGAAACACAAAGAAAACCUUGUCAGAUUCCAGGAGAAUGAGAAUUUGCAGCAAAAGCUGAGGGAAGACUAUGGAGAUGCUAACAAGACACUACAGGUUGCAGGAGACAUUAUAAUUGACACAGGCCUUGAUGUUGGCGAACUGGAAACUAUGAUAAAGAAUGUGUCAGAGUUCCAUGCAGCGAUCGAUGGGGCCAACAAACUCUUGAAGGAAAAAGAAGCUAAUUUGUCGAGAUACGACAAGGACUUGGUUCGUCGAGCCACAGACUAUGCCAAAGAACUUCAGAAACUUGCUGCCGAGUUGGAAAAUUAUUUGAAAAAUAUUGAUGCCAACGGGUUUGUACAGAAAGCAAUAAACGCUUCCAAUGUGUACGAAAACAUUGCAAAGUAUGUUGAAGAAGCAAAUGAGACUGCAGUAAUUACAUUCAACUACACAGAGAGAGCUGAGGAUGCUAUAUUUGGUAUAAACACUCAGAUUGGAUUUCUUAAGGACCGAAGUGAAACUCUUUUGAUGGAAGCCACCAAAUUGCUGCAGUCAGAAGAAGAAACGGACAAUGAGUCUGCCGUCCGUGCUGCCAGAAUAAAUAUUAAUGGAGCGCUCGCUAAAGUGGAUUCUGUCAAGAAAGACCUUUCAGAAUCCUCAAGUCAACUGAAGACCAUUGAACGUGGUAACACAGCGCAGCGUCUGGAGCACUCAAAGAGGAUUGCUGUAAACACCCUGAACAAUACUGCAACAGUCCUUCAAACAGUCACUCCCAUUAAUGACACAGUCCAAGGCUGGGCCAGGAAUCUGGACAACUCUGAGUAUGACACGUCUGCAUACAACAGGGCAGUGAGCGCUGCAGGGGAAGCAGUGGAAAACCUGACAGACAUGGUUCCUGAACUGCUGGAUAAACUGCGAGUGGUGGAGCAGAAGAAGCCCAUGAGUAACAUUUCAUCCAGCAUCCUGCGAAUUAGGCAGCUCAUUGCACAGACCAAGAGUCUGGCCAGCAAGGUACAAGUUUCCAUGCGGUUCGAUGGCCAGUCAGCAGUUGAGGUUCAUCCGAAGACUAAACUGGAGGAGCUGAAAGCCUUCACCUCAAUGAGUUUGUUCAUGAAGGUGGAUUCAGAAAAGCACAAAGGGCAGGACAGAUUCAUCAUGUACCUGGGAAACAAAAAUGGAAGAAAAGAUUAUAUGGGCCUUGCUAUCAAGAAUGACAACCUGGUGUAUAUUUACAAUCUGGGAGGUGGAGAUGUUGAGAUACCUUUGAGCUCCAAGCCUGUCAGCACCUGGCCACCCCAGUUUAACCUCAUCAAAACUGAAAGGCUUGGGAGGCAUGGCAAAGUAUUUCUAACCGUUCCAAGUCCUGGUAGCACAGCGGAACAGAAAUUCAUCCAGAAAGGGGAGGCCCCAGGCACUGAAUCACUGUUUGACCUAGACCCUGAUAACACUGUCUUCUUUGUUGGUGGUGUUCCUCCAGAUUUCAGGCUCCCAGCCAGCCUGAACUUGUCCCCCUUUAUAGGCUGCAUCGAACUGGCAGCUCUGAACAAAGAUGUGAUGAGCCUGUACAAUUUCAAGAACAAGUACAAGAUCAACACUGCAGCAUCGCCCCCCUGUCCCAGGUACAAGCUGGCUUUCACCCAGAGUCGGGCAGCAAACUACUUCUUUGACGGCACAGGCUAUGCUCUUGUGCGUAACAUUGAGAAGAGAGAAAAGUUUGGCAAGAUUUUGACACGAUUCGACUUAGGAGUGCGGAGUGUGAUGGAUGAUGCGCUCCUCCUACUGAUGGUCAAUGGUAGCAAUUUCUUCACACUGGAAAUGCAGAAGGGCCUCCUGCGCAUAAUGUAUGACUUUGGAUUCAGUAAUGGUCCUGUUGUUCUUGAAGACAAUUUAAAGAAAAUACAGAUUAAUGAUGCCAGAUACCAUGAGAUUUCAAUAAUUUAUCAUAACUCAAAGAAGAUCAUCCUGGUGGUAGACAGGGGCCAUGUGAAGUCUGUGGAAAAUGAGAAAAAGCCCAUGCCCUUCUCUGACAUCUAUAUUGGAGGAGCACCUACUGAAAUCUUGCACUCCAGGCCUGAACUAGCAACCCUUGUUGGGCUGAGAGGCUGCCUCAAGGGCUUCCAGUACCAAAAGAAGGACUUCAACUUGCUGGAGGAGGCCGGGACCAUUGGAAUCAGCUCUGGGUGCCCAGAAGAAUCACUUAUGUCCCGUGAAGCCUAUUUUAAUGGUGAAAGUUUUGUCGCUUCAAGCCAGAAAAUCUCUCCCUUCCAGACGUUUGAAGGAGGCUUCGAUUUCCGAACAGUACAGUCUACUGGAUUGCUUUUCUACUACACCGAGGGGUCUGAUGAGCUUGCCAUCUCUCUGGAAAAUGGAACAGUCGUCCUCAAUACUAAGGGAACCAAAGUUCGGUCAGAAAAGAACCAUUAUAACGAUGGCCAAACUCAUUUCCUCGUUGCAUCGGUCACUGCACAGAGGUAUCAGUUGAUUGUCGAUGACAAAGACAGGCAAAGAAAAAGUCACCAAGGUAUCACACAGCAACAAGCUUCUGCACCCAGCAAGUUCUACUUUGGAGGGUCACCUAGUGGCCAGUACUUGAACUUCACAGGAUGCAUCAGCAAUGCAUUCUUAAGCAGGCCUGACAGAGACAUGGAGGUGGAAGAUUUUCAGAGGUACACUGAGAAGGUUCAGGCUUUGCUGCAUGGCUGCCCCAUGGAGAAACCUCCCGCUGCGUUGUACGCUAAACCUGACAGAAACUCCUCGAAACCCAAGACAGGACGUGCCAAUAAGGUGGUCAGAGAUAAAUUACGCACCCCAGAGGUUCCUGUCUCUCUGAAGGAUAACCCUGAGGAGCUGAGAGGAAAGGAAGAGGCACACUGCUAUCUGUCAGCCAGACCCAGAGCUACACAGCAUGCACAUCAGUUUGGGGGGACAGCAAACAGCCGACUGGAAUAUGGCAGCAUUCCUGCCUUUUUCAAGGAAAGGUCCCACUUCUCCCUCAGUUUGAGGACCCAGUCCACCCAUGGCCUUAUCUUUUACGUGUCAAAUGAAGAGGAAGACAAUUUCAUGGCACUGUUCCUUACUCAUGGCAGAUUAGUUUAUAUGUUCAACGUUGGGAACAAUAAGCUAAAAAUCAAAAGCCAGGAGAAAUAUAAUGAUGGAGCAUGGCACAAUGUCGUAUUUACCCGUGAAAAGAAUGAGGGGCGUUUAAUAAUCGAUGGGCUUCGAGUGCUGGAGGAUACUGUCCCGGAGGCUGAUGCUCCUUGGCAUGUUAGUGGCGUCUUCUAUGUGGGAGGUGUGCCCCCUGGGAAAGCUCAUAAAAACAUACAGAUCAAUUCCGUACACAGUUUUACUGGCUGUGUAAAGAGCUUCCAGCUGAAUGGCCAGUGGCUCUCUUCAGUCUCCCGUACAUUUGGGGUCACACGAUGCUUCAAUGGGCCCACAGAGUCUGGAACGUACUUCUCAGCUGAGGGCGGAUAUGUAGUUCUGGAUGAUUCCUUUAACCUGGGCUUGAAGUUCGAGCUGGUGUUUGAGGUGCGCCCCCGAGCCAGCUCAGGAAUUCUGCUACAUGUUUCCACCUCAGGUGGUGAAUACCUGAACAUGCACAUAAACCACGGGCAGGUGAUUGUUCAAGUUCAUAAUGGAAUUAGAGAAUUUGCCACUUCAGUCACUCCAAAACAGGGUCUAUGUGACGGCAGAUGGCACAGAAUUGCAGUUAUCAGGGAUGCCAAUGUAGUGCAGCUGGAUGUUGAUUCAGAGGUUACCCACGUGGUGGGGCCACUGAACACCAGAGCAAUAGACAGCAAGGCUCCUGUUUUUAUUGGGGGUGUGCCGGAAUCUCUUCUCCCCCAGAGCAUGCUCAUCAGAACAGCCUACACUGGCUGUAUGAGAAACCUCAUGAUCAACGAGACGCCAGUGAGCUUCAGUAAAGCAGCACUGGUCAGUGGAGCUGUCAGUGUCAACUCCUGCCCAGCAGCUUAGCAGCCUGCCACAUCCACAAAGCAAAGUGCUGACCAUCAAAGCAGAGCACAAGAGAGUCACAACAUGUAUCUGAUUGUAUAUCCACUGUCUUAUGUAGUAAAAGCAUGAAAUUGCAUUGCCACUA
Polyodon spathula (Mississippi paddlefish) is the source of this 6147-nucleotide messenger RNA. RefSeq names its product laminin, alpha 4 (gene lama4). Bases 366 to 6023 code for a protein of 1885 amino acids. The record is from RefSeq and is a predicted model, not a curated record. The transcript has 40 exons. NCBI's taxonomy places the organism in Eukaryota, Metazoa, Chordata, Actinopteri, Acipenseriformes, Polyodontidae. Gene Ontology annotation, molecular function: signaling receptor binding. Gene Ontology annotation, biological process: regulation of cell migration; cell adhesion; regulation of cell adhesion.